Messenger RNA from Pleurotus ostreatus (oyster mushroom), 354 nucleotides. RefSeq lists its product as uncharacterized. The transcript has 2 exons. Lineage: Eukaryota; Fungi; Basidiomycota; Agaricomycetes; Agaricales; Pleurotaceae. Bases 1 to 354 code for a protein of 117 amino acids. The record is from RefSeq and is a predicted model, not a curated record.
AUGUCAAUGGAAUGCAUUAUCUGCUGGGAUGGUCUGACCCAACCCGUUGCGAUCCCUUGCGAUGACCCCUCGCUAGUUCGUAGGUUAUAUCUUCCCAUCGACGACCCCGAGCCGUAUGCACCAUACACAAAAGCCACAACUAUACGCGUGUAUGAAGAUCUCAUGGACCACAACACCCGGCAUAUCAUUGAGUUGCAGGAUGAACUAUCCAAACUACAAGUCAACGAGACCACUUGCAACGUACAGUUGCGCGAGGCCUUGUUGGCGAACGCGCUUUCUGCCGUGAGGGAGAAGCAACUCAAACAAGAGCUUACGGACUUGCACCUAUUUUUGGCUGAGUUGGGGGGGAUGUGA